Naumovozyma castellii is the source of this 411-nucleotide messenger RNA. It is a transcript of the gene RPL27B, whose product is annotated as 60S ribosomal protein eL27. NCBI's taxonomy places the organism in Eukaryota, Fungi, Ascomycota, Saccharomycetes, Saccharomycetales, Saccharomycetaceae. The record is from RefSeq and is a predicted model, not a curated record. Bases 1 to 411 code for a protein of 136 amino acids. The transcript has a single exon.
AUGGCCAAGUUCUUGAAAGCAGGCAAAGUCGCAGUCGUUAUCCGUGGUCGUUACGCCGGUAAGAAGGUAGUCAUCGUCAACGCCCAUGAUGAAGGUACCAAAUCUCACAACUUCCCACACGCUAUAGUGGCAGGUAUUGAAAGAUACCCAUUGAAGGUUACCAAGAAGCACGGUGCCAAGAAGGUUGCUAAGAGAACCAAGAUUAAGCCUUUUGUUAAAGUGAUCAACUAUAACCAUUUGUUGCCAACUAGAUAUACCCUAGAUGUGGAAUCCUUUAAGAACGCCGUUUCCAAGGAAACUAUGGAACAACCUUCUCAACGUGAAGAGGCUAAGAAAGUUAUUAAGAAGGCUUUGGAAGAAAGACAUCAAGCUGGGAAGAACCAAUGGUUUUUCUCUAAAUUGAGAUUCUAA